Messenger RNA from Pistacia vera, 1269 nucleotides. RefSeq names its product tobamovirus multiplication protein 2B. Bases 74 to 469 code for a protein of 131 amino acids. The record is from RefSeq and is a predicted model, not a curated record. The transcript is spliced from 5 exons. NCBI's taxonomy places the organism in Eukaryota, Viridiplantae, Streptophyta, Magnoliopsida, Sapindales, Anacardiaceae.
AUAAUGAACUCACAAAUCACGAACAAUAACCACCCAGUGACUAUUUGGUGGUGUUGGUAAAAGUGUUGUAGAGAUGGCCACAUCAAGAAGUGGCGGUGGAAGCAGCAGAGAAGGAACUGCGAAAGCGAUGGUGAGCGAUCAGAUUUCUCAAGCCAUACGGUCCACCUCCAAUCUCCUCCACCUUAUGCAGGACUCUUCGCCUUCUCAGGUCCAACUAAUGAAGCUCCCGAAAAACCUUUUGGCAAAAACUUCCAUGAUUAAGAAUACAGGGCAAGUGUUAGAGCAGAUGCCUCAGGUGAUUUCUUCCCUGGAUGCACAUAUGGAAUAUGGAUUACAAAGUGUUCCUCAUCUGAAACCUGUAGCCCAACUACUUGCAAAUAUGGAGAGCUCCCAACUUAGUUCUCUCUCUCAAGCUCAUCUAGCUCUAAAGGAACCUGAGUUAGAAAAUCAUCAUAAAGAGGUGGAGUGACCGACCAAACUUUGGAGCCAUUCUGCAGAGUUCUUUGUUGGCACGUUAAGACUAUGACUUUAAUCACGCCAAGCCUCCAAAUUCAAGAUUAGAGGAAUUGUUUUGUCGUGGAGCCAGAUUGACUCAGAAUCAACCAUAGGACACUUAGGAGGUAACGAAAGAAUGGUCCAUCUUUUGGACACAUUGUGUCAUAUCUCAUAAUAUGCCCCCAUCUUGUGGUCCCAUGAUACACUGAAUGUAGUAGAGAACAUAACUAUCUUCAUUUUUUUUUCUCCUAGCCCUUGAUACACGUUUUACCUUAUACAAAAAAGGCUGCAUGAUGAAUUGACUAAAAAAUGGAAAUCUAGCAUCACUUUCCUUCAUUGUGGAUUGUUCCAAGUCAUCGUGAAGCACAUUGUGAUGAGCAGAUUCCAUAAUUUAUGGUGCAAAAGUUAUAUUUUAUCUUGUUUUCACAUUGAGAUAGUCUUGCUUGCUUGACAUGGCAGUGUAAAGAGUAUGCAUUGUGAAGCCACCGCCAGGGAAAAUGUUGACGAAGACUUUGACAAAAAGUCUGGCUUGGACUGGAUUCUUUUCGUGUUUUCUCUAAUAAUGUCGAUGCAAUAUUAAACUAACCUCCCAGGCUGAGGAUAGUUUAGAUUGUUGUUGUCCAAACAUGCACAAUCGAUUGUAGUUUCUUAUGAACAAGAAAACUUGGAUGAUUGAUUGAUUGAUUAAAGUAGGCCUAACCUUUGUGCUAUGGACCAGGUUUGAGUCACAUUUGAAGAUGGGUUCAAUGAUCACCAUGAUCCAAGUUAUGAAAG